This is a messenger RNA of Hydatigera taeniaeformis, 552 nucleotides long. NCBI's taxonomy places the organism in Eukaryota, Metazoa, Platyhelminthes, Cestoda, Cyclophyllidea, Taeniidae. The record is from the annotation of a GenBank genome assembly.
AUGCACCAGCUCUUCUGGCUCAUCAUCGCAUUCUCAGCUCUAUGGAGUGGAGUGAGCGGAGAUAGCGAUACGACGUUGACAACAUUGGAGGUAACCAAAGUAACCAAACCGAUGGAAAGUACCAAAGAGACCGAAGUGACAGAAGGCAUUACAGGAAAGCCACUUCCAAAACACUUUAGAUGGAGUCGUAUUGGUUCUCGAUCCAUCCAACUUGGCUGGGAUGACCACACAAUUAACGGAGCCACCUUGCACUUUAUUUACCUCAUCGUCCAAAAGAUAGGUGCCACGACUCCCCAUUUCAGUGAGCAGGUAGAAUUCACCGACGGAUCGGUUACUGUUGACGGGUUGCAACCCGACACGGUGUACAUAGUAAGACUGUCUGCAUUCGCCGGUACGGAAGAACAUUUGGACAUUAUCAGCACCAUCAAGACUCUGAAGGAUGGAGAGGAGGAUAUAACAAAUGGAAGCAAAUCGUCCCUCACUUAUUCAUCCGCUGUCAACUUUGUCACCACCGCAGCCUUGCUUAUAUGCAUGCCAGUGGUGCUUGCUUAG